Harmonia axyridis is the source of this 2942-nucleotide messenger RNA. RefSeq lists its product as uncharacterized. The record is from RefSeq and is a predicted model, not a curated record. The transcript is spliced from 10 exons. Bases 153 to 2795 code for a protein of 880 amino acids. Gene Ontology annotation, cellular component: intracellular membrane-bounded organelle. Lineage: Eukaryota; Metazoa; Arthropoda; Insecta; Coleoptera; Coccinellidae. Gene Ontology annotation, molecular function: phosphatidylinositol binding.
UCUGGCAACAGCGCGGUAUUGCACAUUCGCCAUUUCGCCCGCUUCUCUGAAUUCUAAUGAUAAUAAAUAUAUCAAUUUAGGUUGGGCUGGGGUGAAGAUUAUACUGAUAUGUGAUCAUACUACGACAACAAUUCCUUGAUAAUAACAUCAGUAUGGAUGGUAAUAAAAAAUAUAUUUACACUGUGCUAACACAGAAUUCAGAAUAUUACUGGAAAUUUUUGAUAUGUUACAUUUUUCUCAUAAUGUUGUUUUUUUGGAUACUAAUUCUCAGUGAAGUUUUAUCAACUGUUUUGAUAAUGAUUUCAAUAGUUUAUAUAAUCUCUUUAUGGAUAUUCACAGUCUGGGUAACAGUUACUUUCAUCAGGAAAUUAUUCUUGAAAAACCAAUUGCUUGACUGGAAAAUAUUUGAAGAAAAAAAUAUUAUAUCUACUCAUUACAAUACUGAAGAAAACACCACAAACCAACUAUCUAAAGAUGUUGUCAAUCAAUUCAUUAAAAUAUGGUAUGAUGAAAUAAGUAUAGAUGAUAAGUUUCCAACAGAAAGUGGUCUUUUUAUCAAAAAUACUUUGGUUUCUAUCAAUGAAGCACUCAAUAAUGUUGAUAAAAGACAAUUUACUUAUGCCAUUUUCAAUAUACUUUUGAAACAUCUCAAACAAUUCCGAAGAAGCUUGAAACUCAAAGACAAAAAUGGGCAAAAAAUCUCAGAAUUAUACAGGUAUUCAUUCUCCAUGGUAACAAACAAGAAAAGUUGUGAAUAUUACAUACAUCAGAUGAUGAAAAAAUUACUGAUCAAUUUCAUUCAUUGGGAAUUAUGGAAUUCUAUUCCAUGCAAAUUGGUCAUAUCAAUCCUAUCAAAUAAAGCAUCAUACUUAAUUGAUUCAUGUUCGAAUUCUGAGUUUUUGAAUUACUACAUACUGAAAAUAUUGCUUUCUGAAGAACAAGCAUUUGAACUGAAAUUAUCGCAAUAUACACAUAUUAAACUUAAUUUAACACAUAUUAAAGGUCACCCAAAAAUAAAAAUUCUUGAGGAGGAAGAAUGUACCUAUGAAAGAAAUUUGAAUUUGACAGAGGAAGAACAAAAAGCUGUAAUAACUACACAUGGAGAUAUUGAAAAGAAUUCAAGCAAAUAUCCAAAAUCAGAGAAAAAUUGUGAAGCUAUGGAACUGCCUGUCAAAACAAAAAAUAACGUAGUAAAAGUUUAUGAACCUAAAAGCACAAGUGAAAAAUGGAAUGAAACACUAGACUUAACAUCUGUAACUUUGGGUGAAGAUCCUUUGGCAAGCCCAAGUCAAAGGAAAAAUCUUGCUGAAGCUAUUGACAUUUUGAAGGAUGAAAAAAUGGAUGUAAUUGCAGGAGAAGGUAUGGUGCAUAGGACAUGUAAUAAAACAAUAUUGGAGGAGAUGAAGCAUAUGACUUCAAUGGAGGGGUUUAAAAGUACAAUGAAACCAUUCAGUAAGUCCAUGGGCGACGCAACGGCCAACACUCUUCGCGACAUAAAAGAUUUCCAAGAGAACACCGUCAACACGGUCGUGAAACCGAUGUCGCAGGCCACGUCUCAGGCUCUGCACAAAAUCGGCGAUUUUCAGGACGAGGCUGCUGGGAUGGUGGAAGGACUGUUCGACCUUGGAAUGGCUGGUAUCCGGAGAGGUUUGAAGCUGACUGGCUUACAGGAAAACUCUUCGCAAGAAGGUAUGAUUACAGAAAUUAAAGCCAGGUGUUCUCUGGUCAGUCCCGGUGCCACUAACAAAAAAGUCAGACCGCCUUCUAACGCUGAACUGGCCGAGGAAUGUGUGUGGAUGAAUCCCUUGCAGACCAACGUUGACGAUGAUGUUCUAGCGGAUAAUGAUGAAGUUGAUCAUGUACCUUCUAUUCUGAUGGAUAGUUUAGAGUAUGGCAGCCCUGAUCCUGAGUACGAGGAAGGAGCAGAUUUUGCAACCACCAUAGCAAAACUUAGGUCUCUCCUUCAACAAAAGUCAUCAUCAGAAUCAAUUUCGACAACCCCUGUUGCAAGUCCCAUGAUGUCCGAUAACAAUAAAUCUCUGUUGGAUCUAGAGGAAGUCGACGGUUUUAUCCCGAGUAUCUAUAAGAUGUGCGCCAAAACUGCUACGGGCGUUUUCAACAAUACCCUCAACACAAUUAAAACCGCUUUACCCAGUACCGACGAAGAAGUGAUAGCUUAUGGGAUCGAAAAAUGGAAUUUUGAAAAUAUUGAGGAGAAGGGGGCAACUUUAUCAUCAAGGAUGCGCAAGUUGCUUUUAGAAAGGAAGGAUUUUUGUACGAUAGAAACAGCUUAUGAUGCAUUUGACUCUCAAGAACCGGAAACAAAAGAAUUUAUAUCGGAUGUGUUUUUUGAUGAGACAGAAGAUUUUGAAUCUAAAGUUCCAUUAACAAGAACCUUCAUUGAUAUAAUUUGUGAAUUGAUAGCUGAUUCUGAUUCUUUUGCGUCUCAAGAACCCUUUAUAAAAUUUCUUCUAUUAGUUUUUGGUAAAUCUAUGGAUGAAAUGAUCAUUUCGAAAGUCGAAGAUCUUUUUGAUAAUUUAUGUGUAACAGAAGUCCCAAAGAGCCUAGACUGCAAAGUAUUAACUAUGGACUUCGACGUUUAUGUUGAAUAUUUGAUAUCAGUAUUGCCAGAUGCCGUGAAUCUAUUAGCAAGUCAUUCCACACUUAAAGAUGCACUAAAUAACUUGAUUUUAUCCAUUCAAAUCGAAAAAUGUAAUAAAGAUGUUAUUUUACAAAUAUUCGAUUUUAUGGUACUUAGAUUAAUUGAGAAUUCAAAGAAUCAUCUUCAAAUUUAAAGAAUAGAACUUUCAUAUCUAGUCAAGUUCCAAAUAAUAAUAUAUCGCUUAUUCAAUAUUAUUUAAUAACAAUUUUAACAUAUCUUAUAGAAAAGACUCUUUUAUAUGAUAAAGUUUUGAUUAUAAACAAAUUCAGAAAAUUUCACC